AUUAGAUUAUGAAAAAGGAAAGAAAGCACAAGGAGAGGAGAAUUGGUAAACCUGGCAAAUCUGGCAAGAUCGCUAAGAGGAAGCAGAGGGAUGCAUCCGACCAUACCUCCAUGGUCUCUAUAUUGCCACCCAAAGAAGAGCAGGUCUAUUCACAAAUGCUCAAUCAAGCAGAUUAUAAGGUCAUAAAGGACGCACAGAGGAAGGAGUUGGAGAAUAUUAAACAGAUUGGGGUCUACGGGAGCUUGAAAGGGUUUAAAUCGAAAAUUUUGAUUACUGUCCCAUCUGAGAGGAAGGAAAUCAAAGCUGGUUUGAUAGAAUUUGGCUGUGCAAAUAACUCAUUUUCUCUCAGAGAUACGGAGCAAACCAUUCUGAUUGUGGACGAUUUACUUUUCACUUUAAAAAUACCUUCUUCAAAUAAGAAAAGAGAUACAAAAUGGUAUACUAAGUGCCAUACUUUAUCUGAGAGCUUAGACCAAAAGUAUCUCAGCAUUGUAAAGAAAAUAAGAGAUAAUCCUAAGAUUAGAGUUCUUUCCAGAACUGGGUUCAAAAAGUUGGUCAGAGAUUACCUCAAACCUUGUCAUCCAGAUUUUCAUCGUUCCAAAGGAGCUAAAAUUCCUUCUGGAUCAGAACAAUUUGCAUUCUCGGUGGUUCCAAAGGAUAUUCCAAAGUUUUCGAAGGCGAGGAUCGAUAAAAGAAUUAGAGACCAAGCUCAUACAUUUGUAUAUAAGCCUGAAUUAGAUGGAACAAUUGAUUGACACAUGGUUGUACCUAGAGCACCUCCAAACGUUCCUGUAUUUCUGAUUCAAAAGGAAAUAAAUUACUUAGAGCAUCAUUAUGAUGAACUUCAGACUCGCUAUGAGAAGAACAGAAGGGACCACGCUAGGCUAGCUCCAGUAAGCGAUACGCAUCCAAUUCCUGAGACUCCUCAGGGUCAUAACAAUUGUUCUCUGUGAGGUAUAAAGUACGAUAACUACAUCAAGCACAUCUUUGGAUCAAAGCAUCAUAGGUCUUACUCUCUUCCUGAAAACCAAAAAUUAUAUGCAGAAAUUGAUGACAUGAUUGAAGAUAUCAGUAGUGACUUCAACAAAGAACUUGACCAAAAAUCGCUGCAGAAAACAACCCAAAAGACUAAACCCGCCAAGCAGAACCGUCAGAUCAGAGUUGCUGAAAUCCAGCAGCUCACUGCUGACCUCGAGAUGGCCGAAGAGGCUUCUGGAAAUCCUGAGUCUGACUGAUCAGAUUCUGAUCUUGAAUUUGAUAAGAAUUCACUCAACAAGUUGAAAUCCUUCCCAGUGGAGAUUCCCAAGAAAAGAGUAGUCGAUUCCUACGGAGAACUUGAUGUUCAAAAUUAUGAGUAUAUAGAAGAAGAUACACCUGAGUGAAAGCAUUCUAGCCAGACCUCAAGCUGUCAAAUAGAUAUUGAGGCAAUGGACCAUUCAUCCGUUUCACAAGCCAAAGAUAAAGCCAGCCCUGAUUGUGGCAUAGACCGCUCUGUUGAGGUCCUCUCUAAAACAUUGGACAAAGAGGAGCUCAAAACUAGGGAGAGUUUCAAGCCACAUACGGCCAAACACAAGAGAUCCCGUAGAUUUGGCAGUAGUGUGCAGGAGAUCGACAAGGAUAUCUUCGUGCCUAAGAUAUCUAAAAGAGUAAAGGAGGUCAAAACCGGCAUUAGGAAGGACACAAAAGAUUCAAGCGCUGAAAAGUGUGUGGUUCUUAUCAAAGUAGGAUCUGAGACUCAUAAAGGUCAGAAUAAUACAAACGGACAAAACGAGAGGAACAUCCCUAUGAUAUCUAACAUUCCAUGAUCAAAACUGCUGUAUAAGAUAAAGCAUGAGGAAUCUCAGGAGUCAGAUCUCAUCAUCAAGGAACAUAAAUUCGCUGGUCACAAAGCCAAGGAAUUCAGAAAUAAAUUUGCCUCCAAAAAGAGACGGAACCCUAUGCGUGCUUGUCGGGAACAAAAGAGACAGAAACUCUCAGAAGUUGACUCUUCAGUACAAGCUAUGUCAGAAGGAGAGAAUUCUGACUUAGAUGUCUCUGAGCCAUAUAAAGUCUCUAUUUGAGAUAGUGGAAGCUUGGAAGAAGCAGGCGCGUUUAGAUUUGAAAAUGAUUUUAGAGAGGCCAGGAAGAAUGGAAUUGAUAAGAAAUUGAAUAGAAGAAGGAAAUAGGGAAAAAUUUAUACCAGACUGGUGUAAAGGAAAGUAAAUUGUGCAG
Messenger RNA from Moneuplotes crassus, 2211 nucleotides. NCBI's taxonomy places the organism in Eukaryota, Ciliophora, Spirotrichea, Euplotida, Euplotidae. The record is from the annotation of a GenBank genome assembly.